AUGAUGGUUCCUAAAAGCUUAUGUGAUGAGAUUGAACGCAUUGUUCGAAAGUUCGUUUGGGGAUCCACUAAUGGUGAUAGUUCAUGGAAUUUAGACAUUUUUCAAUUAUGGGUUUCAGAAGAGAUCAUUAAUAAAAUUGUUGGAAUUCCACCGUCGCAUCCUUCUUUGGGCCCAAAUAAAAUAGUAUGGGGUGCUACUUCGACUAACUUAUUUUCUCUCAAAAGUGCUUAUGAGAAGAUUCGAGAUGGUACUCUGAAUCCUAAAGAACAUAUUUGGGAGAUGCCUUGGAGAUUUAAUGGACCUCAACGAAUCUAUUUCUUCUUAUGGCUUGCCUUCAAGCGCCAUUUACUUACGAAUUCUGAAAUGACAAUGAGAGGCAUUGGGAAUAGCAGCGCUUGUGGGUUUUGUGGACUCAGGAUGUGUUACAUGUACUCAGAGAUUGCUCUGCUGCUAGAAUCAUUUGGGACAAACUUAUUCCAGAAGAAAGACUAUCCAAAUAGCAAUUGGGUAAGCUUGAGAACAGAUGGGUUGGUUAGACUUGAUGAAGGCUUUGCAGCAGCUGGAAGUUUUGUGAGUGACCAUAAUGGUGGGUGGAUCAUGGGAUUCUGUAGGUAUUUGGGCAAUUGUACAAUGGUAGAGGCUGAGCUUUGGGGGAUCUUAGAUGGUUUAAAUCUUAUUUUGGACAGACGGUUCGAAAGGCUCUUAAUCCAAACUGACAUUAUUGAAGUUGUUAACGCUAUUCAAGAAAGUUCUUCAAGAAAUUCUAAUUUUGCAAUUUUCAGAAGAUUUCAUCUUAUCCUUAAAAUGGUAAAACAGUGGAGGAUUCAACAUAUACCUCGUGAAGAGAAUCUAGUUGUUGAUACUCUGGCCAAGUCAGUUCGUUCUAGAAGGCUAGGCUUAAGAUUGGUUAAGGAUCUUCCUAUGAGGAUUUAA
Gossypium arboreum is the source of this 933-nucleotide messenger RNA. RefSeq lists its product as uncharacterized. The transcript is spliced from 3 exons. Gene Ontology annotation, molecular function: RNA-DNA hybrid ribonuclease activity; nucleic acid binding. The record is from RefSeq and is a predicted model, not a curated record. Bases 1 to 933 code for a protein of 310 amino acids. NCBI's taxonomy places the organism in Eukaryota, Viridiplantae, Streptophyta, Magnoliopsida, Malvales, Malvaceae.